UUAAGUCUUCUCUCACCUCGUAAGCUUCACCCUCUGCUUUUGCUUUUGCUUCCAAGAAAAUCCAAAAAUAUCGAUAAUCCCAACGUCAAUGUGUCGCCCAAUUCAUGCUUAAUCACCUGGGAAAAUUCUAAAUCCUGAUCUUCUUCGCCCGAACUACAUUCCCAUUACCCUUUUCAUUUUGUUCAAUAUCCAUGGCGGCAGCAAGAACUGCUAGCUCUGCUCUUACAUUUCAUACUUCAAUCCUUGCGAAGAGCCAGCGUGGUCGUUUGAACAAGAAGAUUUUUGGCCUUCCCGUACCUGUCAAUGGCGUUUCUCGGAAUGUGAAGCAAGUGAAGAAAGGAGCAAUUAGGCAUGGAGUUGUGCGUGCAGUAGCAGAAGUGAGCGUUAAAGAGUCUGAGAGUUUAGAUCUCUUGGGCAUGGAUGUGGUGGCAGAAGGAGAGCUGAGAGAAAAAGGGUUUUUGGGGAUGAGGAAGACGAAGCUGGUAUGUACAAUUGGGCCGGCUUGUUGUUCAUCGGAGGAGCUUGAGAGGUUGGCAAUGGGAGGGAUGAAUGUGGCUAGGCUUAACAUGUGCCAUGGCUCAAGGGAAUGGCACCGAAAUGUGAUCAGGUUGAUCAAGAAAUUGAAUGAGCAAAAAGGGUAUUGUGUUUCUGUGAUGAUUGAUACUGAAGGGAGUCAGAUUUUUGUGGUGGAUCAUGGAGCUCCUUCCUCUUUAAAAGCUGAGGAAGGUUCAAUUUGGUUGUUUACUGCAAAAAAGUUUGAGGGGUCUCUUCCAUUCACAGUUCAAGCAAACUAUGAAGGAUUUUCUGAAGAACGAUUGGCAGGAAUUGUAGUUGGUGAUGAACUAGUUAUUGAUGGUGGAAUGGCAUGCUUUGAAGUGAUUGAAAAGAUUGGAAAUGAUUUGCGCUGUAAGUGCACAGAUUCUGGUCUGUUUCUGCCUCGAGCCAAAUUGAGCUUUUGGAGAGAAGGUGUGCUUGUGGAGAGGAACUAUGGACUACCAACUUUAUCAGCAAAGGAUUGGGCCGAUGUCGACUUUGGAAUCUCAGAAGGUGUUGAUUUGAUUGCUAUGUCAUUCGUAAAUGAUGCUGAUUCUGUCAAGCAUCUAAAAGACUACCUCUCCUCUAAUUCAGACAAAUCAAUAAGAGUAUUGGCAAAGAUAGAGAGUUUGGAUUCUCUUCAGAAACUGGAAGAAAUUGCUGAGGCUUCUGAUGGAAUCAUGGUGGCUCGCGGUGACCUUGGAGUAGAAAUCCCUCUUGAACAGAUUCCAACUGUUCAAGAAGAAAUAACUCGUAUCUGCAGGCAACUAAACAAGCCUGUGAUUGUAGCUUCUCAACUUCUGGAGUCAAUGGUCGAAUAUCCAACCCCAACACGUGCUGAGGUGGCAGAUGUUUCUGAAGCUGUUCGACAGUAUGCCGAUGCAUUAAUGUUGUCUGGUGAGUCAGCUAUUGGAUUAUACGGACAGAAGGCUCUUUCUGUCUUGCGAAUGGUUAGUAGUCGAAUGGAAUUAUGGAGUCGUGAAGAAAACCGACAAACCAAUCUCCGGACACAUCAACUUGGAGAGUCAUUGCAAGAGUGCAUUGCUGAAGAAAUAUGCAAUUCUGCUGCUGAAAUGGCUAACAACCUCGGAGUAGAUGCAAUCUUUGUCUACACGAAGCAUGGAGAAAUGGCAUCUCUUCUGUCUCGAAACCGCCCACAUUCGCCCAUAUUUGCAUUCACAAGUGAUACUACUACUCAGAUGGCUUUGAAUUUACAAUGGGGAGUUUCCCCCGUCCUCGUUGAUUUGUCGGAUGAUAUGGAAGACAACAUCUCAAAAACCAUUGAACUUAUGCAAACAAAGGCAAUGAUAAAAGCAGGAGAUUUUGUUUUGGUGGUCUCAGAUUUAACUCCGGCACGAGCAAGUUCAUCAGCAUUCCAAUCUAUCCAGGUGAGGACUGUAGUUUAGUGGAUUUUCUCUUAUAAUGUUGGUCACUUGUCUGUUUGUGGUAAGAACAAUAAGGCAAAGUAAACGGAAGAAACUUCAAGUUCUUAGGAGGUUUGUGAAAGAUGCCUGUACACGAGGAUCAAUGGUUUUAUUCACUAUGAUCACUCAUCAUUAUAUCAUGAUUUUGAAUAUAUCUAUAUUCGAAUGC
This is a messenger RNA of Manihot esculenta (cassava), 2127 nucleotides long. RefSeq names its product pyruvate kinase isozyme A, chloroplastic. NCBI's taxonomy places the organism in Eukaryota, Viridiplantae, Streptophyta, Magnoliopsida, Malpighiales, Euphorbiaceae. Gene Ontology annotation, molecular function: pyruvate kinase activity; magnesium ion binding; potassium ion binding. Gene Ontology annotation, biological process: glycolytic process. The record is from RefSeq and is a predicted model, not a curated record. Gene Ontology annotation, cellular component: cytoplasm. The transcript has 7 exons. Bases 192 to 1940 code for a protein of 582 amino acids.